AUGGCCACCAACAACAACAAGGAGGGCGCUGGCAUCGUCCAGGAGGAGCAUCACCAGGGCUCCCUCAACCUCGCCGCCACCGACGAUAUCAACGGCGUCGAGGCCCCCGUCACCUGGCAGGCCUACCUCAUGUGCGCCUUUGCCUCGUUCGGUGGUAUCUUCUUCGGCUACGACUCUGGUUACAUCAACGGUGUCAACGGCGCCAAGAUCUUCAUCGAGGCCGUCGAGGGCCCCGGCGCCACGGAGCUGAGCUACAGCAACCUGACUCUCAUUACCUCUAUUCUCUCCGUUGGUACCUUCUUCGGUGCCGUCAUCGCCGGUGAUGUUGCCGAGUGGAUUGGUCGCAAGUGGACUGUCAUCCUCGGCUGCGUCAUCUACAUGGUCGGUGUGGUUAUCCAGAUGAUUACUAGUGCCGAGCAUGCCCUUGGCCCCAUUGUCGCUGGUCGUCUCAUUGCCGGUCUUGGUGUCGGUUUCGAGUCUGCCAUUGUCAUCCUGUACAUGUCUGAGAUUUGCCCCCGCAAGGUCCGCGGUGCUCUCGUGGCCGGUUACCAGUUCUGCAUCACCAUCGGUAUCAUGUUGGCCUCGAUUGUCGUCUACGGCGCCCAGGACCGCACCGACACUGGCUCGUACCGCAUUCCCAUUGCCAUUCAAUUCCCCUGGGCCCUCAUCCUCGGCGGAGGUCUCAUGUUCCUCCCCGACUCCCCUCGUUACUUUGUCAAGAAGGGCAUGCUGGCUAAGGCCAAGAACGCGCUCGCUCGCGUCCGCGGUCAGCCCGAGGAUUCCAUCUACGUCCAGAGCGAGCUUUCGGAGAUUAUCGCCAACGAGGAGUACGAGCGUGCUCUGAUCCCCUCGACCACCUGGUUCGGCUCCUGGGCCAACUGCUUCAAGGGCAGCGUCUUCUCCCCCAACUCCAACCUGCGCCGCACCGUCCUCGGUACCUCCCUCCAGAUGAUGCAGCAGUGGACCGGUGUCAACUUCAUCUUCUACUACUCGACUCCCUUCCUCAAGUCGACGGGCGCCAUUGAGGAUACCUUCCUCAUCUCCAUGAUCUUCACCAUUGUGAACGUCUGCUCCACUCCCCUGUCCUUCUGGACCGUCGAGCGCUUCGGUCGCCGCACCAUCCUCAUUCUCGGUGCCUUUGGUAUGCUUGUCUGCCAGUUUCUCGUCGCCAUCAUCGGUGUCACCGUUGGCUUCAACAAGACCCACCCUUCGCCCGAUGACCCGGAUGUGUCCAUCGCCAACAACAUCCCUGCCGUCAACGCCCAGAUCGCCUUUAUUGCCAUCUUCAUCUUCUUCUUCGCCUCCACCUGGGGCCCUGGUGCCUGGAUCGUCAUCGGCGAGAUCUUCCCUCUGCCCAUCCGCUCCCGUGGUGUGGCCCUGUCCACCGCCUCCAACUGGCUCUGGAACACCAUCAUCGCCAUCAUCACCCCGUACAUGGUCCACGAGGACAAGGGCAACAUGAAGUCGUCCGUCUUCUUUGUCUGGGGCGGUCUCUGCACGGCUGCCUUUGUCUACUCCUACUUCCUCAUCCCCGAGACCAAGGGCCUCACCCUCGAGCAGGUCGACAAGAUGAUGGAGGAGACCACCCCCCGCACCUCGGCCAAGUGGAAGCCCACCACCACCUUUGCUUCCCAGGUCGGCACCAAGGAGGGCUACCUCGACCCCAACGUCGUUGGCGACGUCGAGCGCCGCGGCUCUGCCGUCUAA
Molecule: messenger RNA, 1707 nt
Organism: Emericellopsis cladophorae
Lineage: Eukaryota; Fungi; Ascomycota; Sordariomycetes; Hypocreales; Bionectriaceae
Product: glucose transporter rco-like protein
Exons: 2
Coding region: 1-1707 (568 amino acids)
Biological process (GO): carbohydrate transport; transmembrane transport
Cellular component (GO): membrane
Molecular function (GO): carbohydrate:proton symporter activity
Source: RefSeq, a predicted model, not a curated record